UAACCUUUAGUUUUACUAACAGCUCCCAGAAAAAAAGGACCUGUUUUCUCUCCGUUUGCCAUUUAGAUUUUGUUGUGUGUUUCCUGUGGAAACAUGAGUGUAUGAGAACACGGGCCGGGAAAACAUGAGGUGUCCGCUGCUGCUGUGUUUGGGGCUCCAUAUCCUCCUUCAGGGUCACUGUCUGGAGUUUGUGAUCGAUGGAGAACGGGAGGACGAGGUGUCAGAUAUCCGGGCUCACCAGGAGAGGCAGAAGAGGGCGAUGCCGACCAGUGAAGAAGAGGAAGACUUCGUGGCCGUCCGUGGAGAUAACAUCACAGUCAAGAGCUACAAGGUGGAGAGUCGCAUCACGGCACGUUUCGCUCACACCACCUUCAAGAGUUCAGUGGUCAAUUCUGGCUCCAAACCUCAGAGCAUCGGCUUCAACGUGCACAUCCCCAAGCGGGCUUUCAUCUCCAACUUCACCAUGAAUGUGAACGGAAUCACGUUUGUGGGCUCGGUGAAGGACAAGAUAGUGGCCAGAAACCUGUAUGCUCAGGCCAAAUCCAGAAACAAGGCAGCGGGCAUCGUCAGAACUAACUCCCAGGACAUGGAAACCUUUAAAACAGAGGUUCACGUUCCACCGGGAAGCAACAUCGAAUUUGAGCUCCACUACCAAGAAAUGAUGCAAAGAAAGUUGGGUUUCUACGAACAUACGUUGUACCUACAGCCUGGAAGACUGGUGCCAAAGUUUCAGGUGGAUGUAUACGUUUAUGAACCCAAGGGAAUUUCCAGCAUACAAACAAAAAACACCCUUGGCGCUCACUUUGCAGACCAGAUCAAAGUGAACUCCUCCACAGAUAAGGCUCACGUUGUCUUCGAGCCGAGUUUACAGAUGCAGAGAAAGUGUGAGACCUGCACAGACAGCGCCAUCGACGGCGUCUUUACGGUCAUUUACGACGUAAACAGAGAAAGCAACGCUGGGGAGCUGCAGGUCUCAGAUGGUCAUUUUGUCCAUUUCUUUGCUCCGUCCAAACUCUCGCCUCUUCCUAAAAACAUCGUGUUUGUCAUUGAUGUCAGCGGGUCCAUGUGGGGGGUCAAGAUGAAGCAAACAGCGGAGGCCAUGCAGGCUAUUCUAGAUGACCUGACCAUGGAAGAUCAAUUCAGCAUCAUAGACUUUAACCACAACGUGAGAUGCUGGCGCGAGGACCUGGUACCUGCCUCUCCCAUUCAGACUGAAGAUGCAAAGAACUACAUCCAGAACAUCAGACCCGCUGGAGGCACUAACAUCAACGAGGCGCUUCUGAGAGCCGUGCAGAUGUUGGUGAGGACGUCGAAUCACGAUCUGCUAGAACAGCGGUCCGUUUCUAUGAUCAUUUUUGUGUCUGAUGGAGACCCCACAGUGGGAGAGAUCAAGCUGGGCACCAUCCAGAAGAACCUGAAGCGAGUCAUGAGAGAGGAGUUCUCCCUCUUCUCUCUGGGCAUUGGCUAUGACGUGGACUACGACUUCCUGGAACGCAUUUCCAUGGAGAACCGGGGAGCGGCUCAGAGGAUCUUUUCCAACCACAACGCGGCUGAGCAGCUGCGGACCUUCUACAGGCAGGUGUCGAGUCCGUUGCUGCGGCAGAUCAGCAUCCGCUUCUCAGAAGACUCUGUGACCGACGUCACCCAGAACUGCUUCAACACGUUCUUCUACGGCGGUGAGCUGGUGGUCGCCGGGAAGGUUCUGCCUUCGGAGAGCACCAAACUGACCAGCAUCAUCAGUGCCUUAGCUGCACGUGUAGACAUGAACUUAGAGACAGAGGCAGACAUGUUUGACCUGGACAUGCAGCUGGCCAAACAUCAGCACUCCUUCACGGGUUUUGCCAAACAGAUGUGGGCUUAUCUGACCAUCAAACAGCUGAUCAGUGAGAGGUCCAUCGCUCCAACAGCGGUUAAAAAGAGGAAGAUCACCCAGAGGAUCAUGGCUUUGGCUGUGGAGCAUCAGUUUGUCACCCCGCUCACUGCGCUGCUGGUGGAGAGCGAGGACGCCACGGAAAGGAUGCUGGCCGACUCCCCGUUGGACCCCAAAAAAGGCUGCUGCUCAACACUCUCUGGCCCCACCCCGGUGCAGUUUGUCUACCAGCCUCCCCCCUCCUGGGUCCAGCAGAGCACUGAGCCCCCCCUGCGUGAGAUGAAGGAGCCAAAAGUGGAACAGAUCACGCUGCCGGAGACGGUUAACUUAGUUGAUAAUGACCCCCACUUCAUCAUUCACCUGCCUGGGAGGGCCACAAACGUGUGCUUCAACAUCGACUCCAAGCCCGGUGACAUCCUCAGCCUGGUGUCGGAUGAUGGAACAGGGGUUUCUGUGAACGGUCAGUUAAUUGGCUCAAAGAAGGUCCUCAAAAACAAACUCAGGACCUACUUCGGCGUCAUCUCGGUCUACUACCAGCCGCGAGGAGUCGGCGUGACGGUCAGCACGGACCUCAUCACCCUGACCGACAACAGGAAGGAAAACUCCUUCACCUGGGGGUCCACGGCUGAGAUCACACAGGACGGGGUGAGAGUUUCCAUUGUGAAGGACGCUCAUGUGAACAUCACCAUCAACAAUAAUAUCCAGGUGAUGGUGCUGCUUCACCGCGUGUGGAAGAAACAUCCCGUCAACGUCGACUUCCUGGGAAUUUACAUUCCCAACAAUAACCAGUAUUCCCCUCUGGUUCAUGGACUCAUAGGGCAGUUUUCCAGAGAGCCUGAGGUUCACGUGUACAACGUCCACGAGGGACUCGACCCUCUGAAGAAGGAAGCUACCAUGGAGGUGAAGGGCAGCAGGCUGCUCGUUACCAGGGGCUGGCAGAAGGACUACAGGCGCGACACGAAGAAGGGCGCCAACGUCUACUGCUGGUUUGUCCACAACAGCGGGAAGGGCUUCAUCGACGGCCACUACACAGACUACAUCGUACCCGGUCUGAACAGCUUCCUCCACAUGAACCCAGACAAUACCACGCAGUUCUGAACCUUCAAAUAAGAAGAAUGUUGUGAAAGA
Molecule: messenger RNA, 2998 nt
Organism: Oryzias latipes (Japanese medaka)
Lineage: Eukaryota; Metazoa; Chordata; Actinopteri; Beloniformes; Adrianichthyidae
Gene: itih2
Product: inter-alpha-trypsin inhibitor heavy chain 2
Biological process (GO): hyaluronan metabolic process
Molecular function (GO): serine-type endopeptidase inhibitor activity
Source: RefSeq, a predicted model, not a curated record